CUCCGCCCGUUCGGUGCCCACGCCGCGUCCCGCCCCCUCCACGCGUGCCCGGCCGGCGCGCUCCUCCCUCCGCCGCCGCCUCCACCUCCGUCCCUCUCCAGCCGAGGAAGAGGCUCGCCGCCGCCCCGCUCGCCCCGACACCCACCCGGGCAAGGAAAAGACAGCCCGCGAUGGCCGGGACGCCCCCCCGCCUCCUCUGCCUCCUCUGCCUCCUCGCCGUCGCCCUCAGCGGCCGAGGAUACGCCGACGACUCGGGCUUUGAUUUAGCAGAUGCACUGGAUGACUUUGUCCCGACGAAGAGACCUACUCACAAGCCGCCCAAGAAGACUUCAGGUGGCACAGGAGAACUCGAUCAGUUGGAUUUCUUUGAUUCCCCACCGGAGAGAACCACCAGGCCUGCAAAGGCCACCACUGUCCCUUAUCCAAGGAAACCAGAUGAUGGCCGCUGGAACAUUCCCCAUACCACCACCACCAAACAGCCCAAAACUACCAAGCCACCCCCGAAAAAGACCGCAGGGAAAGACCCCAUGGAUUUCGACUUAGCCGAUGCUUUUGAUGACCAAAAUGACAGAUACCCUGGGGGUGGACCACCUAAAGGAAAUCCUGGUGGAGGCUCCAAAGGGGGAGAUAGAAGAGGUGGAAAUCCUGGAAUUUCGGAUGAUGACCUGAUUGGAAUCGUGGACGAAGGAGGUUAUCAGCCUGAUAAAAAGAAAGGAGACAGCGAGAACGAUUACAAUAACGGUGCCCUGGUGGAAACCGGGACAAUUGCUGGUAUUGUCAGUGGCCUCGCCAUGGCCUUGAUCGGCGCCGUCAGCAGCUACAUCUCCUACCAGCAAAAGAAAUUCUGCUUUAGCAUACAACAGGGCCUGAAUGCAGAAUAUGUGAAAGGAGAAAACAUGGAGCAAGUGGUGACCGAAGAGCCACAAGUGAAAUACUCUGUCCUAGAACCCCAGACAGCAGAAGCUCCGCCGCCUCAAGAAAACGCAAAAGUCUGAAGUCUCCGCCCUCCGGCUUACUUUAAAAAAAAAAAAAAAAAAAAGGAAACCAAUUGUUGGCGCAGAAAAAAAACAAAACAAAAAACAAAACGAAACACAUCACACACACACGAGCGCACACACGCACACACACAUCCACACGCUCCUCUCACACAAUUUGUAAUUUAGCUUUGAAACGAAACGUUUUCAUUUGGAUUCCAAAGCGAUUUAAAUGUGCAUUUUCCCCCCUUUGACUAGGGCAGGCUUCUUAUUUGUGGUAGGCUUGUAGAACUGGUUGAAAAAAAGAAAAAAAAGAAAAAAAGAAAUGAUGAUGAUGAUGAUGAUGAUGUUUUUUCGGGGUUGAUUUUUGUUUUUGUUUUUUAAUUUUUUUUUAAUUUUUAAUAUAUCGUUUUGUGACGAGUCGUAGGUUUACAUUGCCAUGGGUCAUGUCUGAGCUUGGGUCAGGUUGAAUAUGAGAUGCAACAGUUCUUCCAAAUAGUUGUUUCAUCGUAGAAGUAGGGGUGGUUCAUAUAUGAAUGACAUUUUGAUGGGACGGGAUGCGGAAGAGGAGGCGGCGGUGGCGAAGGUGACAAAAGAAACAGGUGUGAGAACAAUGGAAGUGCCUGUAGGUGACCAACCCCAAAAUAGACCAGGUGGAAAGCUUUAGCCAAGUUACACGUAGAGCUUCCGUCGAGGUCCUGGUGAGCUCCUUGAGGAGAUGGGCUUCCAAGAGACAAUUCAAGACCGAUGCGACAGCCUUUCAUAGGUCGGGGGCCGAGAAGAGACUGUGGCCCUACAGAACUGGGCUUCAUUUCAGCUAGGAACAA
Messenger RNA from Pantherophis guttatus, 1801 nucleotides. RefSeq names its product CD99 molecule like 2 (gene CD99L2). The record is from RefSeq and is a predicted model, not a curated record. Lineage: Eukaryota; Metazoa; Chordata; Lepidosauria; Squamata; Colubridae.